Messenger RNA from Bursaphelenchus xylophilus (pine wood nematode), 2629 nucleotides. Lineage: Eukaryota; Metazoa; Nematoda; Chromadorea; Rhabditida; Aphelenchoididae. The record is from the annotation of a GenBank genome assembly.
AUGCGUGCAAUUCGACUUCUCCGACCGCGAACAGUCCAUGCCCUCAGGCAGUACAACACUUGCUCCUCGAAUCAUCCCAUCGAAUUCACAAACGAACAGAUCGGACGACUUUACACGGUGGAAUCAGACGCCACCAAAGCCUUGAAACAAAAGGAGACCCUUCCCAAACCAUACGCCGCUCAGUUGGACACCCUGCAAGAGUGCACGUGGCUGUGCCGCGCCCCACUAGUCGAAGCCGUCCACUGUUUGAAGGCGGUCCGACCCACGUUCCCGUCGAUUCGAAUGGUCCUCUGGGGACAAAUGGGGACCGGCAAAACGAUCACAUUGAAUCAGCUGGUCCACGCGGCCUUUCAACAGAAGUGGGUGGUCUGGCAAGUGCCCAGAGGUAAGAAAAACAAGUUUAUUUAAUUUAUUUUGGGUAUUCGAGGACAGAAAAGCUCAGAAUGUAAGGUGCAAGUAAUCUAGUUUGGAGUUUGAGCUCCAAAUUUGGGAUUUUCGUAAGAGGGAACGACUUGACCCAAAAUAUUUUUUCUGUCAAGUGUUUCUUUCUCAAGUUGGUUUUUGAUUCCGAAAUAGAACUGAAAGAUUACUAGUAGGAUUUGAAAGACAGUAAAUUGAAUAUUUUCAUCGAUUUUUAUCAAACAAAAUUUUUUUUUGAGUCAAGUCCUUUUGCGAUAUUUGUUGAUUUUUGAUAAUAGAAAGGUGUUGAUAGAUGAAUUUUGACCUGAUGAGAUUAUAACGUAGCUCAGAAAUUGAUUUUCAGUUCUCACUUGGACCAGAGUCAUCCGUGACAUUCAAGUGAACGCAAUUCGCAAACACCGAAUCGACACCCCCGAACACGCCGUGAAUUUCCUCACCCUGUUCAAAAGCCAGAAUCAACAUAUCUGGCAGACUCUCGGUGUAAGUUACCCAAAAUACGGAGUUUUUACCGCAAACGAAGAGUUGACUCGGAAAAAGAAAAACUUGACCCGAAAUUUCAGGAACUCAAAACUGAGCGCCAAUAUGAGUGGUCGAACGUGGAGAGGACUCCGCAGGGCUCGGCGUUAACGGACGUGGUGGAAAUGGGCAUUUUGGCGCCGUUUUCGGCCUGUGACUGUGUUGGUGUACUUGGCCGAGAGCUGCGAAGGCAUGCGACCGAAGGGAAGAUGAAGCUUUUGGUGGCUGUGGAUCAAGCCAAUUCGCUGUAUGGAAAUCGCACCAUGAUCAAAAAGAGCGAUUUUACCAAGGUAAAGGGAGAUUUUGUUUGAGGGAAAGACUUGACACAUUUUUUAUGGGGUUUAUGUGGAAGUGGGGGUUAUGGGCUCAGGUUUGAAACCUGAAUGUUUUUGAAGUCCUUGCGGGCUUUUGAGCAUAUUUUCGAGGCGGAUUUGUUGAUUUAGACGGCUCUAUGACUGUUUGUGUCAAGUGUUCCCCUCGAAUUUGAGAUUGUAAUUAUAAGUGGGAAAUGAACAGGGAUGAUCAAAUAAUUAGUAGAAAGUCUCACUACUUUGCGUUUUAGGCCCUUCCAGAGGAAGUCAGCCUGGUAGUUCACAUGCGCCGCUUCUUCGAAAAGAACUGGACCAAUGGGGCCUGCGUUUUGGUGGCGGACAAGGCCGAGUUCAGCAAGAUCAAAGAGAAUCUGGACUUCCCCCUGAACACACCUCUCGAGCUUUUCCGGGAAGAAGGUUUCGAAGCCAUCGACCCAUUCAUCCCCAUCGAAACAACACAUUACACUAAAGCCGAAGCGGACGCGUUGUAUCAAUAUUAUCUGGAAAAGAAAUGGAUCUCAUCGGCGAAAGGUGGGCUGAAAAGGGCGGAGUUGGACGAUUGGGGAAAAGGACGGUUGGGGAAAGGAACGGUUGGGGAAAGUACGAUUGUGGAAACCGAAAAGUAUUAUUUUUCUUCGAUGCAAGGUGUCGAAAUUAGGAUAAUCGAGGGUGCUGAUUUCGAAAAUGACAUUCAUUUUUUUGAUCUUUACUUUUUUCCUUAAGUAGUACUGUAAAGUAGUAAUUUUUUUGAAUUUUUUUCGCAAAUGCUCGAUUUAGGGGGUUUCGAUAUGCUGAUUUCAAAAAUCAUGCUAACUUUUCCUCUAGUACUGUAUAGUACUAUCUGACACUAUGUAGUACGAGGUGAAAAUAUGGCCUUUGACGUUAAUGGUGUUGUUGUGAUUCUGUAGUAAGCUUUUGAUGCUGUAGUAAGCAUCAAAACAACACCAUCAAUGUCAAAAGUCAUAUUUUCGCCUCGUUCUACAUAGUACUAGAUAGUACUAUACAGUACUAGAGGAAAAGUUAGCAUGAUUUUCGAAAUCAGCACAUCGAAACCCCCGAAUCGAGUAUUUGUGAAAAAAAUUCAAAAAAUGACUACUUUACAGUACUACUUAAGGAAAAAAGUAAAGAUCAAAAAAAAUGAAUGUCAUUUUCGAAAUCAGCACCCUCGAUUAUCCUAAUUUCGACAGUUGCAUCGAAGAAAAAUAAUACUUUUUGGUUUCCCCAAUCGUCCCUUUCCCCAAUCGUCCCACUUCCUUUGAGUUGGGCCUAUUUGAGUUACGGAAGUUUUCGUUUCAGGACGCACCGACGAAGCCCGAGAACAAAUGUACUACCUAAGCGGCUCCAAUCCCUAUCUAUACGAACGCCUCUGCGCCUUCAAUUAA